AUGGGUGAACUGGAGACUGAGAGAGACGCACUGGAGCACUUCGUCGCUUCAGGCAGAGCCGGCAGGCGUAAUGCCCUCCCAGAAAUCGAGGUGAGCCAUGGAUAUUCAUCGCUAUUCUUCCUAUCAUAUUCUUUCAGAUUUCUUGACUUGCUAUGCUAUAUGUCCCAGAUUCUAAUGCUUCAAUGAUU
Strongylus vulgaris is the source of this 188-nucleotide messenger RNA. NCBI's taxonomy places the organism in Eukaryota, Metazoa, Nematoda, Chromadorea, Rhabditida, Strongylidae. The record is from the annotation of a GenBank genome assembly.